AUGUCCGGGAGCGAGGCGAGCAAGGUCCAUUACUACAUCGACGAGAAGUGGGACAAUGCCAUCGACAUCACCAUGCGCAGCGUCUUCUACGGGAGCCUGAUCGGAGCUGUGGGAGGUCUCUUCCUCCUGCGUGGAAAGACGGCACGUGUAGCUUCUCUGGCCUUCGGUGCCGGUUUUGGGGCGGGUGGAGCCUACUACCAGAACCAGAAGGCUGUGACCAUGGCGACGCAGGGCGGCGACACCAUCAGCCUGCGCCCUCUGUCUUUGCGGCCGGGCGGGGGCACCAAUCCCUUUGCCGGCUUUGCCAAAGGCGCUGGAGUGGGUCUGAAGCUGAACACCUUCCAUGUUCCCUCUGUGGCGGAGAAGCGUAAGCCCCGCGGGGAGGUCAUCACCUACUCCCGGGACUUCCUCAUGACCUUUGCCUCUCAAUUCACGGAGCCCCCCUCGGAGCUGCGCAGCUCGGCGCUGGACAUCGUGCUGGAUCCCUCCGACCCCACCCGCCUGGCCCAGCAGCAGCUGCUCCAGCGCCGCGCCAGUGACCUGGGCCGCACCGCCUGGUCCGCGGGGGGCUCCGGCGCGGAGGGCACGGCGCAGACCAUGCGCACGGUGAAGGGCAUACUGAACAAGCUGACGCCCGAGAAGUUCGAGCGCCUGCUCGGCCAGUUCAUCCCGCUUAUCAGCAAUUACGAGGUGCUGCAGGCCACCAUCAUCCAGGUGUUUGAGUCCGCGGUGCACCAACCCACCUUUGUGGCCAUGUACGCCGACCUCUGCCGCGAGCUGGACGCGGUGCUGCCGGAGUUUAACGAGCCGGACACUGGGCGCCCCACCAACUUCAAGAAGAUGCUGGCCAACACCUGCCAGGAGGAGUAUGAGAGCACCGAGUCGGCACGCGCGGUGGCCGCCAAGGCGAGCGGGCCCGAGCGCGAGGCGGAGGAGCGCCUGGCCAAGCAGCGGCUGCUGGGCAACAUCCGGCUGAUCGCGGAGCUGUUUAAGAAGGGCAUGGUGAACGACCGCAUCAUGCUGCUCAUCCUGAUGGACCUGCUGGGCACCGGCGAGGCAGGCCCCGACCCACCCGCGGAGUCCAUUGAGGCGGUGUGCGAGCUGCUGAGCACGGCGGGGGCGGCGCUGGAGGCCGGCGCCAAGAGCCGGCCGCGGCUGGACGCGGCCUUCGCCACGCUGUCAAAGCUGGCCAAUGCGCGGGGCUACCCCUCCCGCAUCCGCUUCGUCAUCCGCGACGUGAUCGAGCUGCGCACGCAGCACUGGGUGCCGCGGCGUGAGGCGUUCACGGCCAAGAAGCUGGAGGACGUGCGCGCCGUCGCGGCGGCCGAGCUGGGCCUGGACGUCAACAUCCCUGGGCUGGACGGGACGGGGGCGGGCGGCGCGCUGGGCGCACUCACCUCGCUGGCGCCCAAGCGCCCCGAGGAGCUGGAGCUGACGCCGAUCGACGUCACCCCCGAGCGGCGCGAAUCGCUGGCCAAGUCCAUCUUCACCGACUUCCUGGCCGACGGCAACUUUGGCGAGGCACUGGCUGCGGCCCAGGACCUGGCGGUGCCCGGCUUCAUGCGCCGGCUGGCGGAGAUCGGGCUGGCCCGCGCCUACGACGCGCGCACGGAGGAGGAGUGGCGCGCGGUGGUGGAUCUCAUGGUGCGGCUGGGCGCGGCGGGGCAGGUGCCCGGUGCCGACCUGGGUGCCGCGGUCGCCGGCCUGGCCCCGCGCCUGGAGGACGACGCCAUGGACUUCAGGUUUGCGCCGGCCGUGCUGGGCACCCUCCUGGGCCGCGCCGCGGCAGGCAAGCAGCUGGGCCUGGACGCCCUGGACGCCGCGGCGGGGGCGGUGGAGUCGGCCGCGCCGCGGCGCGGGCUGGUGGCCGCCACGCUGUGCGCGCUGCGCGACGAGGCGGGCGCCGAGCGCCUGGUGCCUGCCGUGGCCGAGGCCGGGCUGGACCUGGCAGCGCUGCUGGCCUCCGACCCGGAGUUUGACGGCGAGCUGCUGGAGCCGGCCGCGUUCCUGGCCGCGCAGGGGCUGGACGGGCUGCUCUGA
Messenger RNA from Auxenochlorella protothecoides, 2040 nucleotides. RefSeq names its product Eukaryotic translation initiation factor isoform 4G-1. Gene Ontology annotation, molecular function: protein binding; mRNA binding; translation initiation factor activity. NCBI's taxonomy places the organism in Eukaryota, Viridiplantae, Chlorophyta, Trebouxiophyceae, Chlorellales, Chlorellaceae. Gene Ontology annotation, cellular component: mitochondrial inner membrane; MICOS complex; eukaryotic translation initiation factor 4F complex. Bases 1 to 2040 code for a protein of 679 amino acids. The transcript is spliced from 8 exons. The record is from RefSeq and is a predicted model, not a curated record.